AAUCCAAUUAGGUUUCACCUCUAGGCUGUGAUGCAGAUCAUGCUUCACCCGAUCUAUACUCACACACACGCACGCACGCACAGUGUCACUCUGCAGUGCGCUUCACACACAGCGCGCGCACCCUGCGCUUUUACGCGUCCGACAUCUGCAGACAUCCAGCCUCACCAUAUCAAGCCAUCGAUUGGAGUAGCGAUCUCUUUCAGUUGCAGACAUUUUCCGCUGCGCUCUGAGAUCUUUUCAUCUUUAACAAAAUGUGGAGGAGUAGAAAAUGUGCUCAGUGAUAUCUGAUGCUUCCGUGGCAAGCUGGGAAUCUUAAACGCCGGGCGCACAGAAACCCGCAGCCGCGUCUUUUCUCCCGUUUGCGCACUGAGCGGUUUGUAUAUGCAAAAGGUGGUUUGCCUCCGUAAGCCAUGGAGGGACUUGUCUAAGGAGGACCCAACAUAGUCACCGUUUAACAAAUCCGUUCUGGUCUGGUGUUUGUUCCCCUCCCCUUUUGGUAACUUCCGGCUAUCUCCUCGUACACAAUGGCAGAGAACGACGGCCUAGGGGUCCCGAAACCUGGGGGUAGAUCCACGACGCUUCCCCCCGAGCCUAUCGAGAUCAUCCGGACAAAGGCCUGCUCCAGAAGGGUCCGCAUCAAUGUCGGUGGCCUCAACCACGAGGUCCUGUGGCGGACCUUGGAUAGGCUUCCCAGAACCAGGUUAGGCAAGCUGAGAGACUGUAACACGCACGAGUCGCUGAUGGAAGUGUGCGACGACUACUGUUUGAACGAAAACGAGUACUUCUUCGACAGACACCCGGGCGCGUUUACGUCCAUCUUGAAUUUUUACAGAACUGGAAAGCUUCAUAUGAUGGAGGAAAUGUGCGCCCUGUCGUUUGGACAAGAGCUCGAUUACUGGGGCAUCGACGAGAUCUACCUGGAGUCUUGCUGCCAGGCGCGAUACCACCAGAAGAAAGAGCAAAUGAACGAAGAACUGAGGAGAGAAGCUGAGACUUUGAGAGAAAGAGAAGGCGAGGGGGAAUUUGAUAACACCUGCUGCUCGGACAAGAGGAAGAAACUUUGGGACCUCUUGGAGAAACCAAGUUCCUCGGUUGCUGCUAAGAUCUUGGCCAUCAUAUCAAUUCUGUUCAUCGUUCUUUCAACAGUUGCACUCUCCCUCAACACAUUGCCUGAACUCCAAGUCAUAGAUGAAUUUCAACAAGCCAAUGACAAUCCUCAACUCGCUCACGUUGAAGCCGUGUGUAUCGCAUGGUUUACAAUGGAGUACCUCCUGCGCUUCCUGUCCUCGCCGAACAAGUGGAAAUUUUUCAAAGGGCCGCUGAACGUCAUUGACUUGUUAGCUAUAUUACCCUACUAUGUCACGAUUUUUCUGACCGAAUCAAACAAAAGUGUGCUACAGUUUCAAAACGUGAGACGGGUGGUGCAGAUAUUCCGUAUCAUGAGAAUAUUAAGGAUUUUAAAACUGGCCAGACAUUCGACUGGACUUCAAUCCCUCGGAUUUACCCUCAGGCGCAGUUACAAUGAGCUUGGCCUACUCAUAUUAUUCUUAGCCAUGGGAAUUAUGAUAUUCUCCAGCCUGGUGUUCUUUGCGGAAAAAGAUGAGGAUGCUACAAAAUUUACCAGCAUCCCAGCUUCGUUUUGGUGGGCUACGAUUACCAUGACAACUGUGGGCUAUGGAGAUAUCUAUCCACAGACUUUACUUGGUAAAAUAGUUGGUGGACUUUGCUGCAUUGCUGGUGUGCUGGUCAUUGCCUUACCCAUCCCUAUUAUCGUGAACAACUUUUCGGAAUUCUACAAGGAGCAGAAACGACAGGAGAAAGCCAUCAAGAGAAGAGAGGCCUUAGAACGAGCCAAGAGGAACGGCAGUAUUGUCUCUAUGAAUCUGAAAGAUGCCUUCGCUCGGAGUAUGGAGCUAAUGGACGUCGUAGUAGACAAAAGUGACGAGAAAGGGCCGAUGGAUAACCACCUCUCUCCGAACAGGUGGGGUUUUCCCAAACGUACAUCUUCAGAUGCCAGCCUGAGGUCGUUUGACAAGAAGGAGUAUGUCAGAACGCCGAGUCCCAAGCGCCUGAAUGCUCAGGAACUGGAGGAAAUGUAUAACCAGAUGACAAAGACACAGUCCUUCUCUGAUCUCAGCACAAACGCCGCCUCACAAACUGCAGCUGUGUCAAAACAAGAGGUGGAACUGGAGAUGAAAGAUGUCCCAUCCGUCACUGAGGGACAACCCAAGGAAAGAACCAUCACCGAUGUGAGAAGCAUAUCAAGCGUCGACAGCUUUGCAAGCUGCACCGCUGAAUUUGGACACGGUGAGAAGGCAUCCAACCCCUCUUGUCCAGCCGAGCAGGUUCAGCAAAGGCAACCUAAAGCAUCUCCACGGCUUCAUCUCGGCCAUCUGACACCUUCUGACACUUCCUGUGCAGACGAGAAUGAAGAAGCAACUCAAGAGAAUUUCACAGAGACGGUGGAGAACAUCAAAAGCUCCAUUCGUGGCACAAAUCCAGUAAAAACAAAAGGCCUCAAAGUCAACUUCAUAGAAACACCAGACGAUGGUCCUCUGACACCACCCCACACCUCUUCUCCACAGGACAUCAAUAAUAGUCUUUUGGAGGAUGACUCCCCAGAAGGAGAGUGCUCUCCUCUUUGUUCGGAUUCAGAGCCACUACCUAGUUUCACAAACAAAGGCGUAGUACUUUCUCCAAGGAGGCAUGCCGGUCAAUACCAUCCGCAGGAGGCAGAACUACUUUUGGGGGAGCAUGAGUACCAUGGGAACCUUAAGGAAGUGGCUACCGCAGUCAUCUCUACACCCAAACGUACAGCGCACAACUGUACCCAGGGUGUAGUGGGCGAUAACGGGGAGGAGAUACCGGACACUAACCAAAGUGAACACAAGGUGGAAAACCACAUGUUUGCACCCGAGAUCCGUCUAAUGCCAGGGGAUGGCAACCUCUCACCAUCCUGCGAAACCGGCAUGUGACUGUGGGCUCGGGUUGGGAGAGAAGCUACAAAAUUAUACACUGGAGAAGACAAGUGCACAGAGAUGCGGUCCGAAAGAUAUUUCUGCAUGGCAUGAAAAGUUCCUUGUAAUUUUGUCAUUGUCCAUAGACUGCAGUUCUUGCAGACGAAGCCUGGAGGAUGCGGGUGCAAACGAGAGACAUGUUUAGAAUGUAUUUACCCAAUGAUGAGGACAUUGUUGACCUACCUGUACAUUGUACCUUUUCACCUAAUUCAUUUUAUAGAGACAUACACAAAUGUAGAGGGACAGAUCUUCAGAAGCAUGCAUAUUAACAAAGCUGUUUUAUGGUGCUUAGUUUGCUCAGAGCACUCCACAGUAAAUACAGAGACUACAGCAAUGACAAUGCACAUAGCCACAGGGGGCAUAGUAGAUGUCAAAAGGGGUUCGUUUUGUUUGUUUGUUUUUAUUUCAUUUUUAAUGAUGAGGGGAUUUUUCAUCAAAGACUGUGAAAAGUGAGCUGCAAAGUAGCGACGUAUUGAAACAUAUCAUGACUUUCUGUAGAAAUGCAAUGGGUACCUAAUUCAGAUGUGUUUGUGUUAAGGUUUAGGAAUGGCCUUUGAUGUCACUACAAUUUUUUGCGUUUAUUUUUUUUACUCCAAUUAGCACCAUUAAUGAAACUGUUAGAUUUAAUGACCAGAGGUUCAUAAUUCAUGUUGAUGGAUCGCACCACAUUUUCCUUGAUAGAAAGUUAAAUAUGCACCUGUAGUUGCCAAAUAAAUAACAAAUGAGAUUAGCACAUUUCUAAUUCUAUAAAAUAGUUAGUAAGUAAAUGUGCAUUAUAUUAUUAUAUACUAUAAGUCUAUUGAAUUUGCAAUAGUCAUGCCUAGUUUAAUGGCCUGCUUUAAAUUGAUAUCAUUCAAAAAGAUUGGUACCACAGGUAUGUCUUAACUUAUAUUUUAAGCUCAAAUAUACAAUAGCACAAGAAAUUAAACAAUUAGUGUACUUCGAAUAGUAAUUUGACCAUAAGGUAAGUAGUUCUGGUCAUUAAUACUUACAAACAUUGUUCAUGUUUCCUUUUUAAGGGACACUCCACUUUUUUUGAAAAUAUGCUCAUUUUCCAGCUC
Molecule: messenger RNA, 4078 nt
Organism: Paramisgurnus dabryanus
Lineage: Eukaryota; Metazoa; Chordata; Actinopteri; Cypriniformes; Cobitidae
Gene: kcnb2b
Product: potassium voltage-gated channel subfamily B member 2b
Biological process (GO): protein homooligomerization; action potential; potassium ion transmembrane transport
Cellular component (GO): voltage-gated potassium channel complex; dendrite; membrane
Molecular function (GO): delayed rectifier potassium channel activity; protein binding
Source: RefSeq, a predicted model, not a curated record